UUCUCUUCAGCCUCCCCAUUCGCCUCCAUCUCUAUUCUCAGUCUCAACUUUGAACUUGCCCCCUCUCUCUCUGCAACUCCCCAAUCGCCUCCAUCUCUAUUCUCGUUCUCAACGAUGAACUUGCCCCCCCUCUCUCUCUGCAACUGCUAACUAGAAAAUCUACAAGAAUCAGAAGUUCAAAACCCAUAUAUUUCAGUUUAUCUAUCUGUCUGCAAGAAUCAAAAGUUCAAAACCUAUUACAUAAUCAAAACCCAUAUCUGAUAUGCCAAAUUGUUCAAAAAAUCAAAACCCAUAUCUUUUAGUUCCCAUCGCCCGCUGUUCCAGUUUGGGUUCGCCGUUCACAAGCUUCAGCCGCUGUCUCUCAACUCUCAAGCUUGCCCCCCUCUUUCUUUCUGCAACUGCUAACUUGAGGACGACACUUCCAGGGACCAGAUCAUCGAUAGUUACAUCAAAACCCUAGUUAUGGUUGUUGGAAGAGUGAGUGCUCCGCAGUAUCGGAUGUUGCCGACGCAGACAAAUCUGAAAAUGCCUCCACUUCCUUCCAAUAUGACGGAAAAGGUUCUUCCAGCUGCAGCAACACAAUCAAAGACCAGUGGGGGUGUUAAUACACAGAAUGGAGAAGAAGUUGCGAUUAAGCUGUUCUCUCACCACCAAUCCUCGAACUCUAGACCACACAAACCAACUUCUAUGCCAAAGAGUCUAUGAGUAAAUCGGUAUGAAGACUUGGUUCGUGAUGUUCAUCAUUGCUCGGAUGAUUGUAGAUUUGAGGGUCUUAGUUCUUAUAAAGGUUGGCUUGAAAUGCCACUUAUAACCUUAUUUGUCAAAAUGUGUAUAUUUGAUUCCAUUAAUGUAAUAUGUAUAUAAGUACACUCUUUACAAUGUCUUUGACAUGUAUGGAAUGAGGCCGGAGGCCAAUGACAUGUAAUUUGUAUCCUAUGUAAAUUUUGACUUCAUGAAAUAUUAUGAAAAUAUUGAAAAAUAUUAAGUUAUUGCUUCA
Cornus florida is the source of this 997-nucleotide messenger RNA. RefSeq lists its product as uncharacterized. The record is from RefSeq and is a predicted model, not a curated record. NCBI's taxonomy places the organism in Eukaryota, Viridiplantae, Streptophyta, Magnoliopsida, Cornales, Cornaceae. Bases 463 to 705 code for a protein of 80 amino acids. The transcript has 6 exons.